AUGUCAAAUUUAAUUUUCAUACAACAAACUGGUAAAGAAACAUAUUCAUAUUCAAAAACUCUCAAAGAAAAAAUAUCUAACAUCACUUUAUAUGAAGAAUUAUAUGAUGCUCGAUUUGAUUUAAGAAAAGAAAGAAGAAUUCAAAAGGAUAUUAUUAUUCAAAAUACUGUCAAUCAAUAUGAAAAGAUUGGUGAAAAUACUGUUAGACAUUUUAAUUGUGCAAAUGAUUAUUAUUAUAUGAAUUUUCAACCAUAUGAUGAAGUAAUUAAUGAAUUUAUAAAUAAUGAAUCUUUUAUUUUUCAAACUGAUGUGCUUAGUGUUAUUAGUGAUAUUAAUAAUUCUGUUAAUGAAAGUAAUAGAUUUAAUAAAUGUGAAUCUAGUGAUAGCGGUUAUAGUAGUUAUGAUGAAUACAAGGAUUUAAU
Molecule: messenger RNA, 422 nt
Organism: Racocetra persica
Lineage: Eukaryota; Fungi; Glomeromycota; Glomeromycetes; Diversisporales; Gigasporaceae
Source: the annotation of a GenBank genome assembly